GGUGCAUUCCCCAGCAUUCUCUGGGCGUGAGUCACGCAGGUUUGCAGCCAGCCCCAAAGGGGGUGUACACGAGCCUGGCACUAUAAAUAGGACGCCUCCCUGUGCCUACCACCCCGCGUCGCCAGGAGGAGCGCACCGGAGCCCGCAGCGCUGAUCGAGGCCCACUAGGAUUUCAGAAUGAAGACGCUGAUCCUGUGCGUGGGGCUGCUGCUGACCUUGGAGCACGCGCGGGUCCUGGGAGAUCGGGUGGUCUCCGACAAUGAGCUCCAGGAAAUGUCUAACCAGGGGAGUAAGUACAUCAAUAAGGAAAUUCAGAAUGCUGUCCAGGGGGUGAAACAGAUAAAGACUCUUAUAGAGAAAACAAAUGCAGAGCGCAAGACCCUGCUCAACACCUUGGAGGAAGCCAAGAAGAAGAAAGAGGACGCCCUAGAUGAGACCAGGGAUUCUGAGAUGAAGCUGAAGGCCUUCCCGGAAGUCUGCAACGAGACCAUGAUGGCUCUCUGGGAAGAGUGUAAGCCCUGCCUGAAGCAGACCUGCAUGAAGUUCUACGCACGUGUGUGCAGAAGCGGCUCGGGCCUGGUUGGCCGCCAGCUGGAGGAAUUCCUGAACCAGAGCUCGCCCUUCUACUUCUGGAUGAAUGGGGACCGCAUCGACUCCCUGCUGGAGAGUGACCGGCAACAGAGUCACGUGCUGGACGCCAUGCAAGACAGAUUCACCCGGGCGUCCAGCAUCAUGGACGCCCUGUUCCAGGACCGGUUCUUCACCCAUGAGCCCCAGGACACCCACUACCUCUCUUCCUUUGGUUUUCCUUACCGGAGGCAUCACUUCCUCUAUCCCAAGUCCCGCUUGGUCCGUAGCCUCAUGCCUCUCUCUCACUUCGGUCCGCCAAGCUUCCAUGACAUGUUCCAGCCUUUCUUCGAUAUGAUCCAUCAGGCUCAGCAGGCCAUGGACGCCCCAUUUCACAGCCCGGCCUUCCAGUUCCCGAACCUGGAUUCCAUCAGAGAAGAUGACAAUGACCGCACCGUGUGUAAGGAGAUCCGCCACAACUCCACCGGGUGCCUGAGAAUGAAGAACCAGUGUGACAAGUGCCAGGAGAUCUUGUCUGUGGACUGCUCGGCCAACAACCCGGCUCAGGUCCAGCUGCGGCGGGAGCUCAACGACUCCCUGCAGAUGGCAGAGAAGCUGACGCAGCAGUACAACGAGCUCCUUCAGUCCUUCCAGAGGAAGAUGCUCAACACCUCCUCCCUGCUGGAGCAGCUCAACGAGCAGUUCAGCUGGGUGUCACAGCUCGCUAACCUCACGCAGGGCGAGGACGACUACUAUCUUCGGGUGUCCACGGUGACGACCCAUUCUUCGGACUCAGACACCCCCUCCCGGGUCACUGAGGUGGUCGUGAAGCUCUUUGACUCCGACCCCAUCACAGUGGUCCUCCCAGAGGAAUUCUCCAAGGACAAUCCUGCAUUCAUGGACAUAGUGGCAGAGAAAGCCCUUCAGGAAUACCGCAGGAAGAACCGAGUGGAAUGAGACAUGAGCAUUACUUUUCCAUAUGCGGGGGGGCCUUGGAGUGUGACUCGCCAGCUCCUCGAGAUAGCCACAGCCCCCAGAGAGCUCCGCACGUCCUCCGGUCCCACCCCCACUGGCCUCUCCUCCCUCUGGAGUCUGCGCUCUAACGCCUGCAUUCGCUGCCCUUGAGAAGAACUGCUUUCUUGUGCAACUAAUUCAAUAAAUCUGGCUUGUGAUCUGUG
Molecule: messenger RNA, 1745 nt
Organism: Jaculus jaculus (lesser Egyptian jerboa)
Lineage: Eukaryota; Metazoa; Chordata; Mammalia; Rodentia; Dipodidae
Gene: Clu
Product: clusterin
Exons: 9
Coding region: 178-1524 (448 amino acids)
Source: RefSeq, a predicted model, not a curated record